CCAACCUCGCUAGAACGGCAACCGGCGGGAGUUUUUCAAAAUGGGAGCGCGGAGGCGCCGCCCAGGCCUCGGAAGGUGCCCGGGAGACCUUUCGGUGGCUGUGGUGUCGUCGCCGGGAGCGGCGGCCUAGAGAGCCGAGCCUGAUGGACGCCAAGACACGCUGCCUACUUGGAGCGCUGCCUCGAAAGGACUGCGUAAAGGGAGUUAAUCCAGGGAGCACGGACCGCGGCCUGGAAAUAUGGCGACCUGCAUCGGGGAGAAGAUCGAGGAUUUUAAAGUUGGAAAUCUUCUUGGUAAAGGAUCAUUUGCUGGUGUCUAUAGAGCUGAGUCCAUUCACACUGGUUUGGAAGUUGCAAUCAAAAUGAUAGAUAAGAAAGCCAUGUACAAAGCUGGAAUGGUACAGAGAGUCCAAAGUGAGGUGAAAAUACAUUGCCAAUUGAAACAUCCUUCUAUCUUGGAGCUGUAUAACUAUUUUGAAGAUAACAAUUAUGUGUACCUAGUAUUAGAAAUGUGCCAUAAUGGAGAAAUGAACAGGUAUCUAAAAAACAGAAGAAAACCAUUCUCAGAAAAUGAAGCUCGACACUUCAUGCACCAGAUCAUCACAGGAAUGCUGUAUCUCCAUUCUCAUGGUAUAUUACACCGGGACCUCACACUUUCUAACCUCUUACUUACGCAUAAUAUGAACAUCAAGAUCGCUGAUUUUGGGCUGGCCACUCAAUUGAAAAUGCCACACGAAAAGCACUAUACUUUAUGUGGAACUCCUAAUUACAUUUCCCCAGAAAUUGCAACUCGAAGUGCACAUGGACUUGAAUCUGAUAUUUGGUCCUUGGGCUGUAUGUUUUAUACGUUAAUUAUUGGAAGACCACCUUUUGACACUGACACCAUCAAGAACACAUUAAAUAAAGUUGUAUUGGCAGAUUAUGAAAUGCCAACUUUUUUGUCAAGAGAAGCCAAGGACCUUAUUCACCAGUUACUUCGUAGAAAUCCAGCAGAUCGUUUAAGUCUGUCUUCAGUAUUAGACCAUCCUUUUAUGUCCCGAAAUUCUUCAACAAAAAGUAAAGAUUUAGGAACUGUAGAAGACUCGAUUGAUAGUGGACAUGCCACAAUUUCUACUGCAAUUACGGCUUCUUCCAGUACCAGUAUGAGUGGUAGUUUAUUUGACAGAAGAAGACUUUUGAUUGACCAGCCACUCCCAAAUAAAAUGACUAUAUUUCCAAAGAAUAAAAAUUCAAGUGAUUUUUCUUCUUCAGGAGAUGGAAGCAGCCUUUAUACUCAGUGGGGAAAUCAAGAACAAGAAACCAGUAAUAGUGGAAGGGGAAGAGCAAUCCAAGAGGCAGAAGAAAGGCCACAUUCUCGAUACCUUCGUAGAGCCCAUUCCUCUGAUAGAUCUGGCAUCUCUAAUAGUCAGUCGCGAGCGAAAACGUAUACAAUGGAACGAUGUUACUCAGCAGAAAUGCUUUCAAAAUCCAAAAGAUCAGGAGUAGAUGAAAAUGAAGAAAGAUACUCAUCCACAAACAGCAAUGCUAAUAUUCUUCACUUCUUUAAAGAAAAGACAUCCAAUGGUUCUGGAUCUUUUGAAAGACCUGAUAACAGUCAAGCACUCUCCAAUCAUCUUUGUCCAAAAAAUGGAAAAACUCCUUUUCCAUUUCCAGACCAGACAGCUCAGACUGAAAUGGUGCAACAGUGGUUUGGGAAUCUGCAAAUAAAUGAUCCUUCUUCCGAACAAAGCAAGACGAGGGGUGUGGAGCCACCAUUGGGUUAUCAGAAACAUACAUUACGAAGCAUUACAUCUCCUUUGACUGCUUACAGGUUAAAACCAAUCAGACAGAAAACGAAGAAGGCUGUGGUGAGCAUACUUGAUUCAGAGGAGGUAUGUGUGGAGCUUCUAAAGGAGUAUGCAUCUCAAGAAUAUGUGAAAGAAGUUCUUCAUAUAUCUAGUGAUGGAAAUAUGAUCACUAUUUAUUAUCCAAAUGACGGAAGAGGUUUUCCUCUUGCAGAUAGACCGCCCUCACCUACUGACAACAUCAGUAGGUACAGUUUUGACAAUUUACCAGAAAAGUACUGGCGAAAAUAUCAAUAUGCUUCCAGAUUUGUGCAGCUUGUAAGAUCUAAAUCUCCCAAAAUCACUUAUUUUACAAGAUAUGCUAAAUGUGUUUUGAUGGAGAAUUCCCCUGGUGCUGAUUUUGAGGUUUGGUUUUAUGAUGGAGCAAAGAUACACAAAACAGAAGAUUUAAUUCAGGUGAUCGAAAAGACUGGCAAAUCUUACACCUUAAAAGGUGAAAGUGAAGUUAAUAGCUUGAAAGAGGAAAUAAAAAUGUAUAUGAACCAUGCUAAUGAGGGCCACCGUAUUUGUUUAGCACUGGAAUCCAUAAUUUCAGAAGAGGAAAAGAAAAGUGGAAGUGCUCCCUUUUUCCCAAUAAUUGUAGGAAGAAAACCUAGUAGUACUAGUUCACCUAAGGCCUUAACACCUCCUUCUGUGGAUCCAAACUACCCAAUGAGAGAGACACCAUCUCUGAAGAGAAUGAUCAUAAAUAGUGCAGCUUCUCCAAAACAGGCACCAAUACUUAAUCCUUCUAUGGUUACAAAUGAAGGACUUGGCCUUGCAAGUGCAGCUUCUGGAACUAACAGCUCUCCUAGUAGUCUAAAAGAUUGUCUCCCUAAAUCAGCACAACUUUUCAAGUCUGUUUUUGUGAAAAAUGUUGGUUGGGCUACACAGUUAACUAGUGGAGCUGUGUGGGUUCAGUUUAAUGAUGGGUCCCAGUUGGUCGUGCAAGCAGGAGUGUCUUCUAUUAGUUAUACAUCUCCAGAUGGUCAAACAACUAGGUAUGGAGAAAAUGAAAAAUUACCAGAAUACAUCAGACAGAAAUUACAGUGUCUUUCUUCCAUCCUUUUGAUGUUUUCUAAUCCAACUCCUAGUCUUCAUUGAUUAAAGCUCCUUUUAGAUAUAUAUAUGUUUAAUAAAUAACGUUUUUGUUGGCUUUCAAGUAAAGUGACUUUUUUCAUUUUAAAAAACUUCUUCAGAAAGCCUUUCUAUAAAAGAGAAUUUUAAUCUAUACCAUAACAGAUGUAUUCUAAUGAGAGAACAAAGCAGAAUGAAACUUGAGUCACUUACAAAAUGUGGUCGUAGACUAAAAUAGGACACCUAACUUUGCUCUUAGAACAUAUACUCCUAAAAUUACUGUGUUGACAUAUUUGUAUUGAACAAUCUUUUAAAGCAAAAAUAUAAAUGGUGUGUGGUAUAUUUGUGCUUCUAUUUUUUUCCCUACUUCUUAGACAUGUUAAGAAUCAUGGACAAAACAUGCUGGAGUUUCUGAAUUUUGAACAUGUAAAUAAUGUGUAUUUAUGUUACAAGUAACAUAUGUAAACAUGUAUAUUUGUUUUAUAUUUAUUUUUGUAGCACUAGUUUGUGAUGAAACAUUUCUGAAAAUGCAUUUUAUUAAAAAAUAAUAAAUA
This is a messenger RNA of Delphinapterus leucas (beluga whale), 3453 nucleotides long. RefSeq names its product polo like kinase 4 (gene PLK4). The record is from RefSeq and is a predicted model, not a curated record. Gene Ontology annotation, cellular component: nucleus. NCBI's taxonomy places the organism in Eukaryota, Metazoa, Chordata, Mammalia, Artiodactyla, Monodontidae. Gene Ontology annotation, molecular function: protein kinase activity; protein binding; ATP binding. Gene Ontology annotation, biological process: protein phosphorylation.